Molecule: messenger RNA, 711 nt
Organism: Plasmodium vivax (malaria parasite P. vivax)
Lineage: Eukaryota; Apicomplexa; Aconoidasida; Haemosporida; Plasmodiidae
Exons: 1
Coding region: 1-711 (236 amino acids)
Source: RefSeq, a predicted model, not a curated record
AUGGAGGAAGGGGACCAGGCGACUGACGCAGCAGAGACCAGUGCGCUCGCUGCGAACACGCUGACUCGAGAAGAACAGCCCGACGAACGGAGCAAAAACGAAGUGACGCUGCUCGAAAUAAAAAGGAAAGUCCAAAACGAGAAGGAGGCACAGAAGGACGACAAUAAACAGAGAAAGUUCAAAAUAAUUAAUUACACAUCCAAGGAUAGUCUUGUGAGCAAAGUGGAAAAGGAAUUCUUCCUUUUCUUUUGUUUCCUCUGCGGUUUUAAUUGCCUAAUUAGCGAAACAGACGUUGCAGAUUUGCCAAGAAGGAAGACUGACGGAUCGAUCAUAUUUCCCUUUAAAAAAAUUGUUCACAAAAAAUAUUAUAAAACGAAAAAGGAAUGUAUCCUCAUACGAAGAAGGGAAGACGCGUUGGAAGUUCAGUUUCGAAUUCUAUGCAAAGAGUGUGGCGUUCCCAUUGGGUACGUUAACAGCCUUGCCGAUGACAACGCGUACGUUUAUUACUAUGACUAUUCCUUCGUUCGCAGCCAGACGAAGUCGCGCCUUUUUAAGGACGUCUCGCUGAAGGGUCAAGACAAUUCUGCAGAUAUCCAGCACAGUGGCGGCCGCUCGAGUCUAGAGGGCCCGCGGUUCGAAGGUAAGCCUAUCCCUAACCCUCUCCUCGGUCUCGAUUCUACGCGUACCGGUCAUCAUCACCAUCACCAUUGA